This is a messenger RNA of Anopheles funestus (African malaria mosquito), 1462 nucleotides long. RefSeq lists its product as uncharacterized. Bases 307 to 987 code for a protein of 226 amino acids. NCBI's taxonomy places the organism in Eukaryota, Metazoa, Arthropoda, Insecta, Diptera, Culicidae. The record is from RefSeq and is a predicted model, not a curated record. The transcript is spliced from 3 exons.
UCGAACCGCUGCCAAAUGGUGAGAUGUUUAGGAUUGAAGCCUAGCGAAGAAAAUUGUGUCUCAUUGUCUUUCUACCUGACGAUGCCGCUGGUACCGCUGGCGACCUACCCUCGGUCCGCAACGGUUACCUGCCGAGGAUAUUUAUGCUUGCUCGACAGUGGCCAAAGGCUCAGUAUUAUGUACAACCUGUAGCAGUGUGUUUAGCUCCGAAUAAAAAAGGAUCUGGGUGAGGUGCAUUCUUGUGCUUGGGUGUGAACAUUCCAAACAGCAAAAAAUUGUGUGAAAACGAACGUUAAGUGAUACACGAUGAAACCUACCUGCUUGUUAGUGUCGGCCGUUAUCGUGCUAAUGCUAGUGCUUGUGAUUCCCGAAACGUUUGGCAAUGUGCAUGAUUUUGAUGGCAAUGAGCUGCACACUCCGCCGUAUGAUCGGCGCCGUCCAUUCGGCAAAGAGCAGAUGCCAGUGGGACGCGGAUUUACUGACAGUGCGCGUGAUAUUCUGGCCAGUCCGGCCGGUCAGUUGGCCGCAUACGUUGCGAAGGAGAUGAUCAGUCGAUCGGCAGGAAAUAGCCAGGUGCUCAGCUUGAACCUGACGAAUCUCUUGAUUCUGUUUCUACUGAAAGCGCUCAUCUUCGCCGCCGGACUGAUCGGUGCCGGGAACUGGAGUCAGUACGCGAGAGGCCGCAGCGAAGAAGGUGCUGCCAAUGGGGGAUUUUUACUGCCGGGUGAAGCGAACCUCAUCGUCGGCUAUCUGGCCGCGGAAGGUUCCGGCCAGGAUGGGUGUUUGAUGCGUUCCGCCUGCCGUGCACCGCGCACGGCCGAUGAGUAUGCGCGGGCGGCACACGCCCUCAUGAAGGGUGCGGAAAUGUUUAGCCCGGAAAUAGCGGACAACUACAACUACAAACGCUUGCUGACGAGUCUGGACCGGGCGGCAAUGGAAGGGUUGCAAGGGGCACCGUGUGAAAUGAUCUACGCCUGUCAUAUCUGAUGUGGAUGCAGUGGCACUCUUGUUGCUGCCAGUUGUAGCGGCUCCCUAAUGCAGAUGUGCAUUUUUAGUCUACAGUGAGUUUGAGAAAAAAAGUAAACACCUGAAAACAAUAAAGCAUUACAAGCAUUUUUAUUCUGUUUCGAUAGGUUAGUGUCAUAGUGUCAUUAUUGACCUUUUCCAUGGUAAAUUUUAGUUCAUUCAAUCGCAAAGAGAUGCAACAAUUGAUCAGCGUAAAAAAAUCAGCUACAAAAACGGUUCGCAUUGAAUAAAUUAAUUCACCCCAACGAAAACUUUCCUUUGAAGGUUGACAAAUAGUAUCAUAUUUCACGUUCAUUCAUAUCCUUUAACCCUUUUUUCGAAUAAACAAAGAUCUCAGAUUGAUGAUAAGUGUUAGCUUAGUGAGACUCACAUUGAUUUGUAGUAAAGAUCCUUCAUUUUAACUUAUGCUGUUCUUUCUGAACAAAAGCAAAGACGA